UUGGUUUUUCUGUUCUGUUUAGAGAUAAUCAGGAACCCACUGGCUGACACACUGGUGGCUUCUCCUCUCAGCGGCAUUUCUGGUGUCCACUGCAGGGGCCUCUUUGACCAGUCCCACCAGCAUUGGAAAUCAGAGCUCCACCACAUCUAUUCUUCUUGAAAACAUCCAUUGUAUAUGUUCAAAACUUUCUGAGUGUGCAUAAAGAUCUGAAGCUGAAUUUAACUGAAGAAAAUACAAACUGUGUUAAAAGUAGCGUGCAUCAGACUCUAAAAGGGUGGGGACACCCUGAAGGGAAUAACAACGUUUAGCAUGAAGGAGGUACAAUCUGGUGGAUAAUCGGAAAUUGUCUUUAGUAUUGAAAGUGACCCUGAGGAAUACACAAUCCAGACAAAGGACAGAACAAAAGCAACAACAACAAAGAGUAGAAAAUACAGGUCCACCCCAGGGGCUGCUCAGCAAGAAACAAGCCAAAAGGACAGCCCAGAGGUGAGGAGAGGCCAUGGAAUGUCCACUGAGGGAUACUCAUCCCCGGGAUAACUGAGAAGUGUCUGAAUGUAGGCUGCGGCCGUCCUGAAGGUUGAUGGAGGGCCAUGCUAUUCAAACAGCAGGUGUGGCUGAGACAGAAGCUCCUGGUGCUGGGAAGCCUUGCUGUGGGCAGUCUCCUGUAUCUAGUUGCCAGAGUUGGGAGCUUGGAUAGGCUACAGCCCAUUUGCCCUGUUGAAGGCCGGUUUGGUGGAGCCAGCAGUCAGGCUGAGUUCCCACUACGUGCCCUGCAGUUUAAGCGUGGCCUGCUGCAUGAAUUUCGAAAGGGCAAUACUUCCAAGGAGCAGGUUCGCCUCCAUGACCUGGUCCAGCAGCUCCCCAAGGCCAUUAUCAUCGGGGUGAGGAAAGGGGGCACGAGGGCCCUGCUGGAGAUGCUGAACCUCCAUCCGGCAGUGGUCAAAGCCUCCCAAGAAAUCCACUUCUUUGACAAUGAUGAGAAUUACGCCAAGGGCAUUGAGUGGUACAGGAAAAAGAUGCCUUUUUCAUACCCUCAGCAAAUCACAAUUGAAAAAAGCCCAGCAUAUUUUAUUACUGAGGAGGUUCCUGAAAGGAUUUACAAAAUGAACUCAUCCAUCAAGUUGUUGAUCAUUGUCAGGGAGCCAACCACAAGAGCUAUUUCUGAUUAUACUCAGGUGCUAGAAGGGAAGGAGAGGAAAAACAAAACUUAUUACAAGUUUGAGAAGCUGGCCAUAGACUCUCAUACCUGUGAAGUGAACACAAAAUACAAGGCAGUAAGAACCAGCAUCUACACAAAACAUCUGGAGCGGUGGCUGAAAUACUUCCCAAUUGAGCAGUUUCACAUUGUGGAUGGAGAUCGCCUCAUCACAGAACCUCUGCCAGAACUUCAGCUCGUGGAGAAGUUUCUAAAUCUUCCUCCAAGAAUAAGUCAAUACAAUUUAUAUUUCAAUGCUACCAGAGGGUUUUACUGCUUACGAUUUAAUAUUAUCUUUAAUAAGUGCCUGGCAGGCAGCAAGGGGCGCAUUCAUCCAGAGGUGGACCCCUCUGUCAUUACCAAAUUGCGCAAAUUCUUUCACCCUUUUAAUCAAAAAUUUUAUCAGAUCACAGGGAGGACAUUGAACUGGCCCUAAAAUAAUGUCAUACAACACUAUGUGUUGUGCCUGGAGACACAUGGUGUCCCUUCUAGAUUAAAUAUGCACUUUGCUAGACACAGCUAUACAAGUCAUUUUUCCAUGUAUACUUGUACAUAUGCAGUGUGUGACCAAAUAUAAGAUCAAUUCUUUUUCUACUGAAAACUUACAAAGCAAAAACUAAAUUGCUUUCUGCAUAGUUGCAUCUUCUAAACUAUUUACAAAAAUAGAAGAGGUGGUGGUAUGGAGAGGAAGUGACUUCAGCUGUCCUCAAAGAGUUAGUCUUCCUUUGAUUCGAAACUUGUCACCCGCCAUUUUCAUAGAUUUAAGCCAAAAGAUGAAUGUGUGAAAAUGUACCAAUGGCUGUGAAGCUUCAGGAAGUAGAGGAUUCAGUUAUGCAUUUUUUUUCUAAGAGAAAGCUGGCUCUAUAAUUCAGAUCCUGAAUUGGUGCCAUGAAAACAGAAAAUGCUAUUUUCUUAUGAUUUAAAAGAAUGUCCUGUCUCAUAAAAUUGACAUUGUUCCAAAGUCCCCAUCGUGAUUUUGCACUAUUGUUUGCUCACACGGACCAUGGUGUCACUCAUAGCAUGUCAGUCACCUGUUGGAAAGUCAAGUCCUUUUACUUCCAUGUUGUAUGUCAACAAAGAGAAAUGUCAUGUACAUAAUGUAUAUUGUAAAUACUGGUUUCACACUAAGUAAUUCUAUUUUGUAAACUAAAUAUGACUAAUUUAUUGUGAAAAUUAAAAUUAUUGUGGUAUUUAAAAAUGGAAUGGAUUAAAAUUACUCUAUGUGCAACUUUUUUUUAAAACUCAUUUUUUUUACAUGCCCCCUGCCGGCUUCCAAGGUGGAAGCUCUUUACGUGCAUGGAGGGCACUUGGAAAGAUUCGUUUCUCUGCUGGUUUCCAUACUCUUGUGAAAUGUAUUGAUGAAGUGAGAUUGAGUAUAUUUUUUUAAAACCCAGACCAUCUGGAAAUCAAGUAAUAAUGGCCACCCCAAAGAACCCCAGUGCUGCUCUGCUACAACUUUGUUCAAAUUUAUUUACUUGCAGUUGCUGCUGUGUGAACGAGAGCCAAGGAAUACAUUAACAGAAUCAAAGCAGAGAGGAAUCACCAUUUUAUCCGAACCUCUAAUCAGAGUCAGACCAGCAGAGAAAUUAAAUAAAAUAAGAUUAGAAAACUUGUGUGGCCUCUGUCCUGAAAGCUGCUGAUGCUUCAAAAGUGAAUAAAAGUUUUCAGAAGUCUCUUUUAGGUGAAAAUAUAUCAAUCUGUUCAGAAAUGGUCAAAUUACAUAGUGCUGCUGUGACUAACAUAAACAUAUGGCUCGUAUUUCCACCCAGAGGGAUUAAUGCUAAAUUAGGUGCCUUGCCGACAUCAGAUACACUAUACUAUGCUUAAAUAUAAUUCAGAAAAAAUACAGAAAGAGGUACAACAACAAAACACAGAUUUUUCACAAUCAUACUGUUUAUCCAGUGGAGGAUAUUUGAGAGGCUUUUGUUCAGCAUCAUAUUAAGAUGCCUAGAAAAAUCUGCAAAUUAUAGUGGAUUCCCCUUUCCUGUAAGAGGUGUUGAUUUUCUCUGAGUUGUUUAUCCUGUCUGAUCAUUUAAUGGUGAACUUUUCUAAAUAAACAGUCCUUUCUUC
Chinchilla lanigera (long-tailed chinchilla) is the source of this 3265-nucleotide messenger RNA. RefSeq names its product heparan sulfate (glucosamine) 3-O-sulfotransferase 5 (gene Hs3st5). Bases 591 to 1631 code for a protein of 346 amino acids. The record is from RefSeq and is a predicted model, not a curated record. Gene Ontology annotation, molecular function: [heparan sulfate]-glucosamine 3-sulfotransferase activity. NCBI's taxonomy places the organism in Eukaryota, Metazoa, Chordata, Mammalia, Rodentia, Chinchillidae. The transcript is spliced from 5 exons.